UCUAAACAAACAUGGCCGACCAGAAUUAGAUUCUAGUCUUUCACUUCUCAAAGAGCCCAGACAUGUCACUCCAAUGAGCACAAAGACCUGAGACCGCUUACUACCAUGGCGACUGCCAAGGAAGGCCCAUUGUUGGUGGAGUUUCCGUGUGACCUUCAAACAUGGCCCAAGGUCAAAGCUGCACUCUUGGAACUUCGAGGGUCGGUGCAUAUCGACGACAUCGUGAAGUCAUUGGACAUCAUCGUCGCAUCGUUGAUUAACGGGACGCCAUCGCUGGCCAAGGAGAAUAUGAUCCUUAGGAAGUGCGUAUUUUACGGACUGAAACGGUUCUUGGAGCAAGAUGCAGAGGCGGAGGAAAAGCACAGGUUCUACUCUGAGACUUUUCCGUUUAUUAUCGAUUGUGCGUUAAAAAUUGAGGAGCUGAGGCCGGAGGCAGGGUUGCAUUACAGCUUACAGAAGGAAGAGUGUUCCAUCGAGCUGAAGAGAGAUUUCGUUGCCUCGAUCCUUGCUUGUGCAUUUCUCUGCCUGUUUCCACGACGACCGAAAGAUAUUGCUAGCCGCCUCAAUGACAUCAACUUCAACAACUUCUUCCAUUAUUUACCCAGCCCACCCCAAAGUGCUAAGCUGCGAUGUAUUCUCCAUUACUUUGACCGCGUUUCUUGCCUUGGAGACAGCCUCGAUAAGACUGUCAAGUUCUCAAGACAGGUGCUAUCAUCAAAAGAAGCGCUUCAUGUCGGUAAAAUCCUAAGCUGUGAUAGACCUCUGUGUCCAGUGACCGUACACAAGGAGGGGAAGAUCGAGGAUGCCGGCAGUGAAAUAUUACAGAUUGACUUCGCCAACAGUUACAUUGGUGGAGGGGUGCUGCAUGCUGGCAGGGUGCAGGAGGAGAUCCGAUUCUGCAUCAGUCCGGAGCUGAUAGCCGCCAUGUUGUUUAUGCAAUGCAUGCUGGACAACGAGGCAAUCGUCAUUGAAGGAUUCGAACAAUUUUCACACUAUGCAGGAUAUGCUGACAAUCUGAAAUAUUUUGGCAACUUCAAGGACAAAUCGCUGAGAGAUUCAAACGGCAACAUCAUUACAAAAUUGAGCGCAAUCGACGCCAUCCCAUUCAUGUGGGUCGGACAGCAAAAACAAUAUGACGGGAAAAAUCUGAUGCGGGAAAUCAACAAGGCGUAUAUCGGAUUUCUUCAGCCGUCUGCUCGUGUGAGGAAGGGGAGGAAGAAGUUGGGAAAGAGCGAGGAUAGUUUGGCGUCAGACUCAUCUGAGGAGUAUUACAGUGCACCGGAGAGCCUGGAGGAUGAAGGGCUUGACCCAGGCCAGGUAAGACCUUCCGCUUUUCUCCCUCCUUCACUCUCAGGUGAACAAGUUCUAACAUACACUGACCAAGACAUCACCAGCACUUUCAAUGUCGUAGAUCCCUCGGCGGAGAAAUCUUGCGCUGACAUUGACGAAGAAGGGGGACCAUCGUGCUCCAGUGAUAACUAUGGCGCUGUAACAAGUGGUGCUGACACCUAUGAUGAAAAACGGCGUUCACCAGAUGAAGAGGAAGGUGACUCAAGUUCGUCAAGCAGUUUCAAUUUAGAUUUAUUCGAGUUGGAGAAUCUACGAACUGAAGUUUUAAGACGGCGGGGGUCAGGGGUCAGUGAUGUCAGCUUCCACAGCUCCAGACGAAGCAGUUCUGGUACCCGUCAUAGCUCAGAUUAUUCAGAUUUUGAUACCUGGGCAGCAAAUUUUCGGAGGCGGAGCUCAAACUUAUCAGAUUUGUCGUCGGCAUCUCGGAGAAGUAGUUCCCGAUACAGUUCAGACUUUAGUUCAGAGUUUGAAGAAUAUUACGAGUCGUUUCAAAAUUUGGAGCGGAGGAAAAUCCAGCAUACUGCCAUACAAGAAGAAACUGGGAAUCCAGUCAUUGCGGAUUUCGCGAAUACACUAGUGUCAAGUUUGCUUCAAGAGAGUUCAAAGGUCGCAGCGCAGCUUGAUUCUGGUGUGCGAGAAUUUGAGGUGCGGCAUCCUGGCUUUUGCACUAUAACAAAACCGAAACCCGUAAAACCGAAAGUGUUGGGUCAGGCACCGUAUCUCCCACCAUUAACCGAUACAAGGAAGUAUCACGGGCGUGAUGAUUCAGACUCCAGUUCAGACUCUAGUCCAGGGGAGGGGACCUCCGUGGUGAAUUUUGCCGAUAAUCUAGUCCAGAAUGUGUUCAGUCAGACGGCAGUUGGUGCCACGUCUGAUGCAUUCCAUACUCAUUCCCCAGCUCAUUCAGCUGCUUUAAGCGGAUCAGAAAGUGACAUUAGUGAUUCGUACAAAUUGGGGAAGAAGCGUAGGAUUUCCCCGAAGCCCAGUGAGCCAAAUGUUGAUGCAAUUCGAUGUUACGUUGAUCGAAUGUUUGGUGGGGCGAUGGGUGGUGCGGGUGAUGCUAGUGGAACGCCAUCUGUUGAGAAAUAUACAUAUCAUUUUCACUGCGAAGGUGCUGACGGACACUCGCCGGAAGUUUCGCAACUAGAGGCACCGCCCGGUGGCAGCUAUUUGAACCUGGAUUACAGUCACUCUAGUCAAGAUGGUGCCAGUUCCUCAGACGUUAGUAUCGACAACAUAAACAUAUCAUUAUCGCAGCCUCUUUCUGGCGCAUCAAUGGAUUCAUCUAGCCAAUCAGAAUCAUGCUAUCCUUGUCACAGUUACGCGGAUGACACUAGUAGCGUCGGGAACUUUGUUGACUCAUUUGUAAACUCUGUGAUAUCUAGCGCACUCCAGGUGACAGAGCAGGACCAUGACCAAUCAGAUGCCAGCUCGUUUUCGCAUCGUCAUGGUGAAGGUGCGCAUAAUAUUCAAAAUGCUACGUCUGUUGCAGAUCGUAUGGUGAACCAAGUUUUUAGCGACCUACGUGACGAAUUUGAACAAAGUAUUCCGGAUUCCAUGAAACUUUUACAAUCUGGGUCUGGGUCUGGGUCUUCGGGACCAUACUCCUACUAUUCUCACUACCCACGAAUUGUUGUUUCUCACUAUCCUUAUCCUUGUCUCAUGUCGUUUGUCGACUGUCUCAUCACCUCCGCAUUUGAUGAUGCGAUGUUAGAAAUCCCGAAUAUAUUACCAAAGUGUCAAUUUCCUGCUAGUCCUGAGGUUGUAACUUACGUGGAUAGUCUCCUGUCAGAUUCAUUAUUUGGUGCUUAUCAUGAUUUGCAAUGCAGAAACUUCCCAGUUGCCAUGGAAGCAAAUUCUAGGAAACAGAGUUCUAAUUUUCUCUCUGUUAAACCGAGUAGUAGUAGUUCCAGUAGUCUGUGGAGUCGGAGUAGUUUCAGUUCGGCGAGUAGUGGAGAUCGAUCCCCAGGGAGUGGGGACCGCAGCCCUGUCGCAGAGAGACCAACUUUACCAGGACCUAGUUCUCACUUCGCCACCAGGAGGCAACUGAAGUCAAAACGAGUAAAAUCACAAAGUUUCAGCGACUAUAGCACCGGGAAUAUCAUGGAUGAUAUCAAAAGUGCAUCCAUCUCGCACAGGCGCCAUUGUAGUUUAACAGGAUUUUUUGAUCCGACGUUAUCACGAUUUGCUGAGGAAUUAAUGCAAAUGGAUACGUCGACUCCCCCUAUUGAUAUUUUCUCAACUUCUGAUUCGUCUAUGAGUAGUCCCCGGCAGCAUAGUAGCAGUAGUGAUGCUAGUUUCUCACAAUCUCCGCUAGUCUCUAGUAGUUCUAGUAGUUCCUCGAAUAGGCCCACCCCCGAUUACAAAAGUCGCUUUACACGGAAGAAGAGCAGUGAAAAGUUAGGUGCUGUUGGAGGGAGUGUGUUACGCAAACAAGGCAUGAAACCAAAAUCAAAAAAGAAAUCGCAAUCAUGGCAUCCGUCAAUAUUACAGAAUAAAAAAAAGGAGAAAAGUUUGAAAAAGAAAACCAAAUCUAAAUUGGUGCUAGAAUUAGAAAGUUAUGCAGAGAACAUGAUGGAAAAGAUCUUUGAUGACGCAUAUUAUACGAUUCAAUACUUGUGGUAUGAAUUUUGGCCGUAUUUGCCGACAGAUUCUGACAUGUCAAGUUCCGAGAAAUCGUUCCCGUUGGAGGAGAAAAAAGGUGUGAUAAACACCUUGAUUAUAACGUAUGCUGAACAAGUUGCGGAAAAAAUUAUGAAGGACGUUUUUGCGGAUCACCGCGUUAAACGGCAGAGAAGGAAGCAGGUUAUUUGGCAUUGGUCGGAAAUGUCCGAUUACUGUGAUGUUAUGGAGAUGCCGUAUUUGGAUUUGGAGGACUUUGCGAGUACAUUUGUGACGUGUGUGAUCCAUGAGUCUCUGCAGAUCGUUCAUGGAUGGAAAUCGGAAGACUCGCCAGCCCUCGGAGGUGUUCUGGCGUUAUUCAGUCGGGAUCAACAGCGAGAGGAUUAUUACACCAAAGGAGAUGUUUGGCAGGCUAUCCGCCCUGUUGCCACCGGUAACUGGGGAUGUGGUGCGUUUGGUGGCGACCCCCAGCUGAAGGCAAUGAUCCAAUGGAUUGCGGCAACCCAGGCAGGGUGUCCUGCGAUGAUAUACUACACAUUCAGGAAUCAGCGUGUGAAUCAGUUAAGCGAAAUGUGCUCCAUGAUCCUUGAGCGUGGUUGGACGGUUGGUUUGCUUAUGAAACAUAUCGAGGACUACUGCAAACGCGCCAUCAUGGAAAUGGAAGAAAACGGAAGCUUGACGACUGCUCUCUUUGAAUAUCUACAACAGCAAAUGUGAUAAGGAUAGACUUAUAUAAACAUGUUUUAACGCGCCCUGGGCUAUAUGGGCUCAGCCAGUUUGGAAGACUCUUGUGCAAGUUUUGCCUUAUGUGAGAGGCACAGAUUUAUUUUUGAAAUCGGUGGCGUAAGGGUACGUUUAUGUUCCCUGUCCAGUACUGAGUGGAAGCCAAGAUGAUUGAAAGGACUGCAAACCAAAAAAUAUCCGGUGGUGUUUUAUUUUCAAAAGUUUGAAACCUUUGAUCAAGAAUUGAAAAUAAACCAGGUGAAGUCCACAAGGUAAUUGAUUCAUCAUUAGAUAAUCCUUGAAUUUGCAUAUUAUGGCUUACGCUAAAUUGUGAAAAAAUGUUUUUGCAAACAUUAAGUUCUACAGAAAUCUCACGGUUUGCAGUCAGUGGUGAUGAAUUGAUCGAGUGCUGCUUUUAUCUGUAGUAAUUUAGACCAUCGAGUCUGAAAAGUGUUAAAAUCAAGUAGAUUCCGCAUCUUAGCAAUUUUAGAGCCAAUUGGAACAAAUCUAUGCUACAUGAUACAAUCAAGUGUAAGGUGCAUGUGAGGCUGUUGUAAGUCAUUCCAUAGAAGUUAACAAUAUGUUCCUCUAAAGCAUACGGCAGACUGGCGUUUUUCAUUGCAUAUGACAAAAAUUGCUAGUAUGCUUUGGUUAUAAUUGCUCAAAGAUUAUUGUUGUCAGUAUUUGCAAUAAAAAUCACCUGUCUGCGGUGCACUGUUUUAUUGUGUGGCCCUGUGGGCUUGGCCAGUUGCGACUGGUGUAAUACAAUAUUUUAUCAAAAGUCUAUUUUGUGAGAUUUUGAUGUCGGUGGGAAAAAUUUCUUGUCGCUGUUGACCCUCUUUAGUUUCACAGCCUGCUCAUUAAUUAAAUUUCGUCAGCGCACGUGAUAUUUAGUCAGUCACAAAUUGAAAAUAAGCAAACUUCAACUUUGCGAAAAUUUCACGGUGGACAGGACUUUUGCCAAAUGAAAACUGAGUAGAAUCAAAGAUUUCAAAAACGUCAUUGAUUGAUUUAUGACAUUAGCAUUAGUUGUGAUUGUGAUGUUAGCGUCGAUAUGUAGACAAGAUAUCGCAAUUUUUCCCUGUGAUCAUGGUGGUGUACCAUAAAUUGGAUGUUUUGUUUCAGUUUUUAAAAUUUUCUUUCACAGUGUUGAUUGGAUAGAAUGAAAUAAGUUUAUGGAGUUGAGGAGAUUUAGGAGGAUCAUCCGCAAAUUUUAAUUUAGGUUGAGACGUCAACCUGAUAUGGGGUGAUAUGAAUAAAGACUAGCAAAUGCUUUUACUUCAAUUUUGUACAGAAAGGCCUAGUGUAAAUGUACAUGGAGUUUUAGAUAAAAGCAUUUACUACUCUUUAUUCAUAUCUCCCAUGAAGUCGUCUUAAGGAGUUGACUAGUAAAGAAUAAGAUUGUGGUGUUUUUUUAAACCCUUUUGUCAAUUUCUUUUUUGAACUUGGAGACACUGUUUUAAACAUGUUGGCCCGACACAUUCAGUCAGGGAACACGCUGGGAGAUUGAUUUUUUGGGGAUGCGUGGUUGGGCUGAAUAUUGCUGAAUAAAUCCUAGGUUGUGGUGGCAGCAAACAGCUGAGUGGUUAGAACAUUGAGCCAUGAUGUCAACAAUCUCCAAAGAUGAGUUGUCAACUCCUUGAAACUGUGGGCAGGGUAUGUUCUUGAAAUAGUUCCUGUCUUGCCCAAGAGACCAAUACACGUCCAGAUCAAGGAAGAGUAAGAGAAUAUCCGUUAGUUUGGUUUAUAAACACACACUAUUUACAUUUACACACUCCAGUCCUAUUACUAUCAACUUCUAAACUUCACUCCCUACUCCUAGCCCCAUCAUUCCUUUUACCCCCAAACUACCAACCCCCAACAUGUCAAUCAAGCAGUUCUUUGACCAAUCCGUGACAAGUUAAAUGUAAGAGCAACAAUAUUCUAAAGAAUCUUUUGUGGAGGUUUCCGACAGAAACUUUACAUGCCAGGAGAUACCAUGAUGCAGCGAGAUUGGGGAGUAAUUACAAUGAUAGCUUGGUCUAGCUGUGCUGACCCGUGUCUGAAUAUUUAAUAUAUACAUGCAAUAAUCUCCCUUAAAUCAAAGAUUUUCUCCUGGUUUUACACCAAUAGACAGAGCGAAUUGGAAAAUUAUCAUUGAAAUCAACGAGGACGUGUGUGCACUUUUUUGCGGAGACCAAUUUUUAGAAAAAGGCAUGGGUUAUAGCGAGAGUGCAGUCUGGAUCUAGAGUAGGUGGUAGUCCGACGAGUCAGCCCCCUUCCCUGUGACAGUUUCCCCCCCGAGUGAUUACCAGUGACUUAUGUGAUAGUUGUAUGUUGUCAUACUCAUAGAGCAAGAA
Molecule: messenger RNA, 7034 nt
Organism: Lineus longissimus
Lineage: Eukaryota; Metazoa; Nemertea; Pilidiophora; Heteronemertea; Lineidae
Exons: 11
Coding region: 106-4689 (1527 amino acids)
Biological process (GO): nucleotide-sugar metabolic process; regulation of DNA repair; carbohydrate metabolic process
Cellular component (GO): nucleus; cytoplasm
Molecular function (GO): poly(ADP-ribose) glycohydrolase activity
Source: RefSeq, a predicted model, not a curated record